AUGGAUUCAAUCGCCACAGAGCUUGCGGAGACCAUCCAGGUCGCAUCCAUCAACAGACACCCAGACCCUCGUCGCGAUCACGCCCCAGCAACUGCCGCCGACGAAAGAGAACCUGUCGUCCUGGGAAGCACCAAGCAUGGAUACGAUGGUUUAGAUGAGGAGGAAGAUGAGGUGGAGGACAUCCCAUAUAGUGUGCUGCGGCCGAUUCCGAGAUCCCACGAGUUGCCACCUCUUCCCGAUCUUCGCUUCGAACAGAGCUAUCUCCGCAGCAUUUCCUCCGCGGAUACAUGGUGGAAAGUGGCAGCAAUCACUACAAGGGAUCAAUACAAGGCUUGCUCUACAAUCUCUUUCUCUGCGGCUGGCAACAGUGGAACCGGAAUGCGAGGUAUCACGGCAAUGGUGUUGGUGCCCGUAUAA
Molecule: messenger RNA, 417 nt
Organism: Clonostachys solani
Lineage: Eukaryota; Fungi; Ascomycota; Sordariomycetes; Hypocreales; Bionectriaceae
Source: the annotation of a GenBank genome assembly